This is a messenger RNA of Anopheles cruzii, 3363 nucleotides long. RefSeq names its product pre-mRNA-splicing factor ATP-dependent RNA helicase PRP16. Gene Ontology annotation, cellular component: intracellular anatomical structure; spliceosomal complex. Lineage: Eukaryota; Metazoa; Arthropoda; Insecta; Diptera; Culicidae. The record is from RefSeq and is a predicted model, not a curated record. The transcript is spliced from 4 exons. The coding region runs from base 1 to 3330 and encodes 1109 amino acids. Gene Ontology annotation, molecular function: ATP hydrolysis activity; RNA binding. Gene Ontology annotation, biological process: mRNA splicing, via spliceosome.
AUGGAACGCUUCAAAGCAGCGGAAAAGUUGAGUGCACCGUCGUCCAACAAAGGGGGUUUAGUGCUGCGCAAAGAGAAAGAUGAUGGGGCGUUCAAAAAACCAAAACACUCUUUAUUGGGCUUAGACAGGCAGGCAGCCGCCCGCCGGGCGGAGCGCGCGGCCGUUAGACCUUCGUUUUACGAGGACGAGGACGAAGACAGUGCAUUAGAACGAACGCCGCGGCGGGACGAAAGUCACAACUCUCGAAAGUAUCGCAAACGGGCCACAGAAACACCGUCGUACGGUGGCGGCGUGAGCGAGUUCGCCCGGCAACGGUUUGAAGAGAAGGAGGCAAGGCACCAACGGGAUCACCGCAGAAACAGCGGAUUGUACGCAUCCACUUCGAAAGGCCGUUCGCCCAAACGGUACAAGCAGUCUAGCCGUGCCGGAUCGGAAUCGCGGCGAAGCACUUUCUCACGUUACGAACCGAGCACACCGCGGGGCGAGCGGCGUGGGAAGGGUGGCAUUAGCUCCGGCUGGACGGAUGAUGAAGACGAAGAUGCCGCGCCGCGCUCGUCGUGGGACUAUCCGACACCGAAGCCGUUCCAAGGGCCUGAGGUGUCCGACGCAGACCGAGAGCGGUGGCACGAAGAGCAACUUCGUCUCGACCGCGAAUGGUACGGCAGUGACGACGAGCGCCAGAUGAACGAGUUUUCCGAACUAAACUCAGAGUACCUGCAGAAACGCGAGCAGCAGCAACAAUCGCGCAACAAUCGACGCAUCUCGGCCCAACAGCGCCAGAUCAACAAGGACAAUGAAUUGUGGGAAAAAAAUCGACUCCUCACAUCGGGCGUUGUGAUGUCCGUGAACGUGACGGAAGAUUUCGACGAGGAAGCGCUCGAGCGUGUCCACCUGCUCGUACACCAUACCGUGCCCCCGUUUCUGGACGGACGGAUCGUGUUCACCAAGCAACCGGAACCGGUCAUUCCGGUCCGCGAACCAACGAGCGAUAUGGCGAUCAAUGCCCGCAAGGGCAGUGCCCUGGUGCGCACGUUUCGCGAGCUAAAAGAGCGCAAAAAGGCCCAAAUGAAACACUGGCAGCUGGGCGGUACGAAGCUGGGGAACAUUAUGGGUGUGGCCAAGGAAGCUGAUCCGCAGGAUGGACGGGAGGAUGAGGCGUACGAUUCGCGCAAGGAUCAAAAGUACGCCGAUCACAUAGGAAACAACGACGGUGGAGACGCUGAGUUUGCGUCGCGCAAAAAGAACAUCCAGCAGCAGCGCCGUUCCCUGCCAGUGUUUGCCGUGCGUCAGGAUCUGCUGAAUAUAAUUCGCGAAAACUCGAUCAUUAUUAUCGUAGGUGAAACGGGCAGCGGUAAGACGACACAGCUGACGCAGUUCUUGCACGAGGACGGCUAUAGCCGGCACGGUACGAUCGGUUGUACCCAGCCUAGGCGUGUGGCCGCCAUGUCAGUGGCGAAACGCGUUUCGGACGAGAUGGGAACGCCGCUUGGCCAGCAGGUCGGGUAUGCGAUACGAUUCGAGGACUGCACCACGGAUGCCACCGUCAUCAAGUACAUGACGGACGGUAUUCUGCUGCGGGAGAGUUUGCGGGACAAGGACCUCGAUAGCUACAGCGUCAUCAUCAUGGACGAAGCACACGAACGUUCACUCUCGACCGACGUCCUCUUCGGUCUGCUGCGCGAGAUCGUGGCCAGACGGCGCGACCUCAAGCUGAUCGUUACCUCCGCCACGAUGGACGCGGGUAAGUUUGCGAGUUUCUUCGGCAAUGUGCCCACGUUCACGAUUCCCGGGCGCACGUUCCCGGUCGACGUGUUCUUCGGGAAGAGCGUGUGCGAAGACUACGUAGACGGUGCGGUGAAGCAGGUGCUGCAGAUUCACUUGCAGCCAACCGAGGGUGACAUACUAGUGUUCAUGCCCGGUCAAGAGGACAUCGAGGUGACGUGCGAGGUGCUAGCCGAGCGCUUGGAGGAGAUUGACAACGCGCCCGCUCUCUCGAUACUGCCCAUCUACUCGCAGCUACCGUCCGAUCUGCAGGCCAAAAUCUUUCACCGCUCGACGGACGGCACGCGCAAAUGCGUCGUGGCGACCAAUAUUGCCGAGACGUCGCUCACUGUCGAUGGCAUAACGUACGUCAUCGAUUCUGGAUACUGCAAGCUGAAGGUGUACAAUCCGCGUAUCGGUAUGGACGCCCUGCAGAUCUACCCGAUUUCGCAAGCGAACGCCAAUCAACGGUCGGGUCGUGCGGGACGUACCGCGCCCGGCCAGGCAUUUCGCCUGUACACCGAGCGACAGUACAAGGACGAGCUGCUGCACCUGACGGUGCCGGAAAUACAGCGUACCAACCUGGCAAACACGGUGCUGCUUUUGAAGUCGCUCGGUGUCGCCGAUUUGCUGCAGUUCCACUUUAUGGACCCACCGCCGCAGGACAACAUAUUGAACUCGCUCUACCAGCUGUGGAUUCUCGGGGCUCUCGAUCACACGGGAGCGUUGACCCCGCUAGGCAGGCAGAUGGCUGAGUUUCCACUCGAUCCCCCCCAGUGCCAGAUGCUGAUCGUGGCCAACGAGAUGGGUUGUAGCGAGGAAAUACUGAUCAUCGUAUCAAUGCUGUCCGUCCCGUCGAUUUUCUACCGCCCGAAGGGACGCGAAGAAGAAGCGGACGGUGUGCGGGAAAAAUUUCAAGUGCCUGAGUCGGACCAUCUAACCUAUCUCAACGUUUACCAGCAAUGGAAGAUGAAUAAGUACUCGGCUUCGUGGUGCAACGAGCACUUUAUUCACGUGAAAGCGAUGCGUAAGGUACGCGAGGUACGUCAGCAGCUGAAGGAUAUCUACAGCCAGCAGCAGCGACUAACGCUCAACUCUUGUGGCACCGAUUGGGACGUCGUGCGGAAGUGUAUUUGCUCCGCGUACUUCUAUCAGGCGGCUCGGCUCAAGGGAAUCGGCGAGUACGUCAACCUACGCACUGGAAUGCCCUGCCAUCUGCACCCAACGUCGGCCCUUUACGGACUCGGCACAACGCCCGACUAUGUUGUCUACCACGAGUUGAUCAUGACGGCAAAAGAGUACAUGCAAUGUGCGACAUCCGUUGACGGCCACUGGUUGGCGGAAUUGGGGCCGAUGUUCUUCUCCGUAAAAGAAACGGGUAAAAGUGGGCGCGAUAAGCGGCGCCAGGCAGUCGAGCACCAAAAUGCGAUGGAGGUUCAGAUGCGCGAAGCACAGCUGGAAAUUGAGCAGCGAAAAUUGGACGAAGCAAAGCAACAGUUGGGAAUUAAGCAGGAAAUCGUUACGCCCGGUGCGACACCGCGGCGAACGCCCGCAAGAAUUGGAUUGUAAGACAGCGGUUUCUCCGGUUGUAGAAUAUUGCUU